AUGGCGGCAGCGACAGGCCUCGGGUCGCUGCCGUUUUUCUUCAUGGAGAUGGAGGAGGAGUGGGCUGGCGUGUGUAACGGCGUGGCUUGCGGCGUGAUGAUGGCAGCUAGUUUCGACUUAGUCUCCGAGGGAAGGUUGCACGACAGCGGAUCAGGCGGCGCGUGCGUUGUGGUAGGGAUUAUUCUAGGCGGGCUGUUCAUUGUUUUAAGUCAGCGGGUAUUGGAGCAGUUCGGGGACGUUAAAAUGAUGGAUUUAAAAGGCGCAUCGGCCAACCGCGUGGUUCUCAUCCUCGUUAUCAUGACCCUCCACUCCUUCGGCGAAGGCUCGGGAGUCGGCGUCUCCUUCGCCGGCCCUCGCGGGCUGUCGCAGGGGCUGCUGGUAACCAUCGCCAUCGCCGUGCACAACGUACCGGAGGGCCUCGCGAUGACUCUCGUCAUGGUCGCGCGCGGCGUGCGGCCGCGCAACGCCAUGCUCUGGAGCGUCUUCACGAGCCUCCCGCAGCCGCUCGUCGCCGUCCCCGCGUUCCUCGGCGCCAACACCUUCACUCAGUUCCUCCCGCUCUGCAUGGGCUUCGCCGCGGGUUGCAUGAUCUGGAUCGUUUUCGGCGAGGUUCUCCCGGAGUGUAUUAAAGAGGGCGCGAACUCCUCCCACAUCGCCUCCGCCGCGACUCUCUCCGUUGCGUUCAUGGAGGCGCUAGGAGCUUUCCUCGAAGGCGCGGACGCGCCAGAAAGCUGGCACCGAUUGGUACCGAUUGCUUGGGCGCUGCUGUUCUUUCUCGGGCCACUCGUAGGGUCCGUACUCCCGCUCAUCCUGUCCCACUCGCUCCCUGCCCCUGUGUCGCCGCCUCUGCUAUCUGGGCUAGCGGGAGGGGCGCUGCUCGGUUUGGCGCUGUGGCAGCCGGUGCAGCUGCUGGUAACUGGGCAGAUGGAGGUGUUGCCUCUGCUGUCAGUGUUCUAUGUGGGCUGUGUGCUGCAUUACUUUUGUGCCAGUAUGGGGCGGGGCCUGGGGGGUGGGUGUGUGGGCAACGCGCAGCAGAAAUUGCAGGGCGGUUUUGGUGACGUUCAGUAUAGUCACGGGCUGCAGCAGUGGGUUGGGGACGGCGAUGAGAAGGAGGUGCUCCGGGCGUGCAAGCCGAGCCUGCAGCUUAGCUACGGAAUCCGAACCUCCAUUCUGGUCUGUAUUGCUGUCUCAGGCCAUGCUUUCGCGGAGGGGCUUCUGUUGGGGCAGAAAGCAGCGCCAGGAGGGGACCUAGGAGGAGAUUUAGGAGCAAGAGGAAGAGGAGGAGGGAGAGUAGGAGAGAUUGGGAUGCGCAUGCUGCUUCCAGCAGCCAUUCAUGGAGUGCCACGUGGCAUUGCUGCAGCAGCCGCUGCACUAGGUUCCUUCUCCAUCACUCGUUCCACCCCGGAGCUUCCCGUAGCAGCUGUUCCGUUAGCACUCGCAUCGGCGGCUGUAGCAGGGCUGGCUGGGCCUAUCGGUGCUGUAGCGUCUUUCUUUUUGCUUCAUACCUUUGGAGCUGGGCUGCUGAACUGGCUUGUGCUAGCCUGCGGCUUGCUGGCCCCUGCAGGAUUGGAUCAGCUGCUGCCUGGAGGGCUGUGGGUGGCUGGUGGGAGAGGAGUUGUGAGUGGAAAAGGAGGGGAAUGGGGAUGGAGUGUUUUGGAUAGGAGACGAGUGGUUGUGGGGGCGGUGUCGGGAGGGCUGCUGGUUCUCAAGCGGCUGGCGUGCUGUGUGGCAAGGGCGGCAGCAGAGGCAGAGGCGCGCAGGCAGCGAGGGCUGCUGAACGCACAUGAGGUGGUGAGGAGGGAGCAGGAUAAGGCCAGCAGAGCAGCAGCCAUGGCUGGUGGCGGAGCAAGUGGGGGAGGUGGAAUCGGUAGGCCUGGAGUGGGUGGGGCAGGUGCGGGUCGGGGUAUGCCCAUGGGUGGGGGGAGGCCGAGUCCUGCUGUACCUGGUGGCUCUGCUUCUUCCCUCAGUAGUGCAGGGGGUGUGAGCUACCCUCCUGCUGCCAGAGCUGCUGCUGUGUCUAAUUGGAAAGGGGGUAGUUGCAGUGCUGUGCCUGGGGAUGCUUCAGUUGAGGCUUAUGGUGGAGGGAUGGGGGGGUUCACUGGGGGAGUGGGUGGGGGGACAGGCAGUUAUGGGGCGUCUGUUGGGGGUGGCAAGGUGGCAGGUGGGCCAGGGAAGAGCAGUGGAGGGGGAUGGGGGGGAGGGAAGAGUGUUGGAGGGUGGUGA
Molecule: messenger RNA, 2223 nt
Organism: Closterium sp. NIES-65
Lineage: Eukaryota; Viridiplantae; Streptophyta; Zygnematophyceae; Desmidiales; Closteriaceae
Source: the annotation of a GenBank genome assembly